Messenger RNA from Sinocyclocheilus grahami, 634 nucleotides. RefSeq names its product epoxide hydrolase 4-like. The record is from RefSeq and is a predicted model, not a curated record. Lineage: Eukaryota; Metazoa; Chordata; Actinopteri; Cypriniformes; Cyprinidae. The transcript has 2 exons. The coding region runs from base 57 to 608 and encodes 183 amino acids.
AAGCUGCCUGGACUAUAAUGGGAGCCUUCUAGUUUUGUCGGUGUAGCUGAGCUGUAAUGGUUCAGUCCGAGGUGCGAACACCUUUGGGACUGAUCAUCUCUUCUGUCAUUAAGCGUGACUCUGGCGUCUACACAGGGACCCUCCCCGGGCAGGAUGCGCUCGCUGAAGGUCCGACGGGGCUGUUAAGAUGCGCGUCGUUUUUGAAACACAGGCAGUUGAGUAAACAAAUCAAUAAAAGCCGUGAUCAACAAGCGUAUUCCCGCAGUAAUGUAAAGAUGGCGAGACUGCUUCAUAACUUGCUGUUGUUGACAGUCGGGCUGACGCUGAAGAUCAGAGUUAUGGGAUACUGGUCUCUCAUCUAUGGAUAUUGCGCGCUAUGCACGGGCGUAGCGCUGCUCAAACUUGGCUGGAAUAUCAUCCUUCGACCGUCAACAACCUUUCAGUGGACGGUUCGUGAGACACCCCCUGCGUGCCUGAAUGACACGUCCUUGGGAACCCACUGUUAUGUUAAAAUCAAGGAGUCUGGACUCAGAUUUCACUAUGUUGCUGCUGGAGAACGAGGAAAGCCACUUAUGCUGUUUCUGCAUGGAUUCCCCGAGUUUUGGUGAGACUCAAACACACUCGCACACACAAG